AUGUCACCUUUGUCUUCUAUCUGGGACAUCAUCUCUCUGAGCUCGAUAUGGAAUUAUCUACAAGCAACUUUUCUGAGAGAGACUAGUGUGCCUCAGCAAACAAGUUUGGGGCUACUAGAUAAUCUUGCUCCGGCUGUGCAAGUUAUCCUGGAGAUUUCCUUUUUGAUUUUGUUGGGAAUAGGAGUAUAUGCCUUAUGGAAACGAAGUGUUCAGUCAAUUCAGAAAAUAUUGUUGUUUGCAAUCACACUCUACACACUUUACAAGAAAGGCUCAGAUUUUUUUCAGGCUUUGCUGGUCAACCCAGAAGGGAAUGGUCUCCCAUUUCAAGACAAUAAUAUCUUCCUGUCUUUGGGUCUGCAAGAGAAAAUUCUGGAAAAACUUCAGACAGUGGAAAACAAAAUGAAGGACCUGGAAAGGAUGAUCAUUUCCCAAAAACCUGCCACAAAGAGGGAUUGCUCCUCUGAGCGCAGCUGCAGCUGCUCUGACUGCCAGAGUCCCUUGCUUACAUCAGGGUUUACAUCCACAUCUGAAAUGUGAUGGACUCCAAUCUU
Globicephala melas (long-finned pilot whale) is the source of this 551-nucleotide messenger RNA. It is a transcript of the gene TMCO2, whose product is annotated as transmembrane and coiled-coil domains 2. Gene Ontology annotation, cellular component: nucleus. Lineage: Eukaryota; Metazoa; Chordata; Mammalia; Artiodactyla; Delphinidae. The record is from RefSeq and is a predicted model, not a curated record.